AUGGCUCCCCCAACGCCCGGAAUAACGAAGCGCAGGUCGCGCGUAUUUGUGCGCACCUGCCCUUCCAUAACGCACGCCACCGCUGCAAUCGCAGCAAUGAUGCCGACCGCCACACCGCCAUUCAGUGGCGCAACUCACCGGCCACCCGCUUUCCCGCUGCCCCUGCCCCAACUUCCGGGAACAGAGGCCGCGGCAAAGAGGACCUCCACGCCGCCGGAGCGGCCCCCGCCGCAGCUCCGCACGAAGAUUAGCCCGCCCGUCGCACUCUCCAUGCCCUCACUGGACAUGGAGACAUCGCCGCCGCGCACUUUCAGCUUCGCGCCCACCAACCCUUAUUCGCCGCCCUCCAUGUCCAGGCCGGACACGGAGACAACACCGCCGCGAUCAUACGCGGCGAGAGCUACGGGACUUUCCUGGUUCGCGUACGCCCCCCCGGCGGAGCGCUCGCUGAAGCUGGCGAUCCUCGGUCUGCCCGUUGACACGAACCCCACCGAACUGGAGGAGGAGCUGCGCAGCCGCGGCUUCUACCCAGAAUACAUCCGCCCCAUCCAGGGCAAAAGAGGGUGCAUCUUCUUCGUAGAAAUACGAAGAACAGCAGGAUUUCACAACAUCUACGAAACCACCGAGCUGCUGUGUAUGCCCGGAGUGAAAAUAGAGGCAUGGAGAGGACGCAAGGGGCCCUCCCAAUGUCACCGCUGCCAACAAUUUCGCCACAGCAGCCACAAUUGUCACCGGCCGAUGGCCUGUGUCCGCUGUGGCGAAAGCCACGCGGCCAAGGAUUGCCUGCGGCCCAGAGAAGUCCCAGCAACGUGUUGCAACUGCGGGGGGACUCACCCGGCCAACAGCUCUUCUUGCCCGGUCAAGUUGCGCGAGCUGCGGAAUACCAAGGCGGGUACCGCGCCUAUGACCACCGCAAGAAGAGCCCCACUGCCACCUCCACCCUCAACAGUGGACCCCAACAGCGAGCCGACCGCGCGGAGCUCGCUUAUGGCCGUGGCGAACGGCCCAGACGGGCCCAAGCCGCGCAGGCCGAAGCGCAUCCGCGCGAGGGCAAAGCCUGCCCCUGCAGCCACCAUGACUGUCGAGCCGCAGCCGACACCGACGCCGAACCAAGCGGUCGCCGCCCCCCCCGGCGGGGGGAAGAAGGCGAAGCCCCCAGCGGAAUUACCACCGGCUCCAUCCAGCGAAAAACUGGAAGUGUUGGAGCAGACGAUCCAGCUGCUCCACAACAUCCUCGCUGCCAUCCGCUCACGGACUGACCCUGUGCCCAUCAUCAGGGGCUACGCCCCGUGA
This is a messenger RNA of Pectinophora gossypiella (pink bollworm), 1293 nucleotides long. RefSeq lists its product as uncharacterized. The record is from RefSeq and is a predicted model, not a curated record. NCBI's taxonomy places the organism in Eukaryota, Metazoa, Arthropoda, Insecta, Lepidoptera, Gelechiidae. The transcript is spliced from 3 exons. Bases 1 to 1293 code for a protein of 430 amino acids.